This is a messenger RNA of Bipolaris sorokiniana ND90Pr, 777 nucleotides long. RefSeq lists its product as uncharacterized. The record is from RefSeq and is a predicted model, not a curated record. The transcript is spliced from 2 exons. Lineage: Eukaryota; Fungi; Ascomycota; Dothideomycetes; Pleosporales; Pleosporaceae. Bases 1 to 657 code for a protein of 218 amino acids.
AUGGCGAACUGGAAGUACAAAACUAUAUCCCAGGCUAGGGAAGCGCGCAGACAGUGCAAUAGAGAUGCGCAGAGAAGAUACAGAGAGUAUGUGUUUAGUCUAAGCCUACUUGGUAUAGCUCAAGAGCCUUCUAACUUUGAUACAGCUUCACCUUUAGAUAACACAAUGAGGGACGAAAUAGAAGAAGAGGAACUAACCACGGUUGGAUCUCCAGAGGCAAGGGCCCAAGUAGCCUUGGCUGAGGACAUCCAAGUCGAGAGAAGAGGAUCGAAUCCACCCAGGCCAUCACUCACUCCAUUGGAGCGCGUGGCUAAUAUCGAACAAAAUCUUGAUGAGCUCUUGAUUAGCGUCGAAGACGCACGUGUUCAGCAGUCUUUGCAAGAUUUUGUCGCGCGUAUCGAACCCAAGUUCAAAGAUCUCGCCAACUGGGUGCACCAAACAGAGCAGUCUGCUGUACGGCAAGAUGUGUCCAUGCUGAGUAUCCAUUACAAUCCGAAUGCAUUGGCCGCAGUUCGGGACAAAUUGUACAAAAUCAUGGCGGAUACGAUCGAGUCACUUAGUACGCAAAUAUACAGGUUCCGUGCUCAGCAUAGGUUUAUAGCGGAGAUUAAUCAUCUUAGCGCACAAGUGGAGAAUGCCAUGGGUCGGGUGGUUUAGAUACUGUAAUGAAUCGAAGUAUGCUUCUAUUUAUAUUGCCUCAGUAGCAAUUGAACAAUCACUAUCCCCUCUGUCUUCUGUGCGUCACCUGCUCGCUUACUUAGGCUGAUAUGCAAAAGC